UGGUGUUUGAGGUGUUUUGUGUUGGCAGUCAUGUCUGGUCGUGGAAAAGGCGGGAAGGGUCUGGGCAAAGGGGGUGCCAAGAGACAUCGCAAGGUGCUUCGAGAUAACAUCCAGGGCAUUACUAAGCCUGCUAUCCGGCGCUUGGCUCGUCGCGGAGGGGUGAAGCGCAUUUCUGGCUUGAUCUACGAGGAGACCCGUGGCGUCUUGAAAGUGUUUUUGGAGAACGUGAUCCGCGACGCCGUGACCUACACGGAGCAUGCCAAGCGAAAGACCGUCACGGCCAUGGACGUUGUGUAUGCUUUGAAGCGCCAAGGCCGGACCCUUUAUGGUUUUGGUGGCUAAGCCUAAUUUGCAAAAGCAACAGCCUGAAAAUAUAUUUAUCAAUCCCA
This is a messenger RNA of Pogona vitticeps (central bearded dragon), 389 nucleotides long. RefSeq names its product histone H4. Gene Ontology annotation, molecular function: DNA binding; structural constituent of chromatin; protein heterodimerization activity. The record is from RefSeq and is a predicted model, not a curated record. Gene Ontology annotation, cellular component: nucleosome. NCBI's taxonomy places the organism in Eukaryota, Metazoa, Chordata, Lepidosauria, Squamata, Agamidae.